AUGCCAAGUGAGUGCGCAGUGUCCGUUCGUGCUAUAACGAGGAUAGAGAUCGGGCAUGGCGGCUCGUCAGUGGUGCGCGUGUGCCGGCACCGCGCCACGGGCGAGAGGUUCGCGUGCAAGAGCAUUCUCAAGGACAACCUUCGAUGCGCCGCUGACGUGGCAGACGUCCGAAGAGAAAUCGAGGUGUUGGAGCAGCUGGGGCACCACGCGCACAUCGUGCAGCUGCACGCCACCUUCGAGGACGUCUCAGCCGUCCAUCUCGUCAUGCAGCUCUGCCACGGCGGCGAGCUCUUCCACGAGAUCGUGCGCCGCGAGCGCUUCUCCGAGGCGGACGCCGCCGUCGUCUUCCGUCAGCUGGCGGAGGCGGUGGCGUUCUGCCACGCGCGCGGCGUGCUGCACCGCGACCUCAAGCCCGAAAACAUCCUGCUGCUGCACCCCGUGGCGGAGGGGGAGGGGGGAAGCGGGGCGGAGGGGGGAGAUGGGGGUGCGGGGGAGCGGGGAAGUGCGGCAGUGGCGGCGGUGGAGGAUUGGAAGCCGCGGGAGCAGGCGGACGACGAGGGGAACGACGGGGGGUUGUCCCCUCUGGAGCAACAGUGGCCAGGGUCGUCCGUCACCCCUCCCAACCACUCCCCACACACCUCUCAAUCCAGCACGCCCCCUCCCGGCCAUCUGCUCCGCCACUCCUCGCUCCCCUCCCCCUCCUCCUCCGCCUUCCCCACCUCCCCCCUCCGCUGCCUCCCCACCAUUGCAGAUCCUUCCCCAACCCCUCCAACGUCCCCUCCCCCUUCCGCUUCCGCCUCCGCCUGUCCGCCCUCCCCCUCCCCUCCGCCGCCCCCGCUCCACGUGAAGCUGGCGGAUUUCGGGCUGGCGCUGCACCUGGGGCCGGGGGAGCGCGCGCAGGGCUUCGCGGGGAGCCCCUUCUACGUCGCGCCAGAGGUGCUGGCGCGGCGCUCCUACGACACGUCAGCAGACAUGUGGAGUCUGGGCGUGGUGCUGUACUCGUUAUUAGCAGGCGACCUGCCGUUCGUGGGCGACACGGAGAAGAAGGUGUUCCGCGCCAUCACCAAGGGGCGCCUCAACCUGCAGGCGCCCCCCUGGCCGUCCGUCUCCGCGCCCGCCAAGGCGCUCAUCCGCCGCCUGCUCGACCCCAACCCCGCCUCGCGCCUCUCCGCGCCCCUCCUGCUGCAGCACCCCUGGCUCGCGCACACGCCCCUGCCCCCUGCGCCCGCGCUGCCUGUGCCGCAGCCUGUGGGCGCGCGCGAGGGGGAGCCAGCGGCCAUGGGCGCGAGCCCAGCGGGGAAAGGGGCGGACUGGAGUGACGAGCGCGCAGGCAGGCCCGCGCCCCAGUCGCCACGCACGCCCUCCCCCCGCCGCGCUCCCCCACCCGUGUCCGCUGCUCGCUCUGCCGCGUCUGCUGCUGCGUCGGCGCUGAGGAGGGCCGCCAGGCACGCCGUGUCAGGCGGUGCUGCGGGCACGGAGGAGGACGGGGGCUGCCCAGGGGAUGGCACGGAGGAGGCUGGCAGUCGGCACAGCGGGGCGGGAGGGGCGUGCGGGGCAGCAGGGACAGGGAGGACAGGCAGCAGUAUGGGCGGCAGUGCGGGCAACACGCCAAACAGUGCCGUGCGCAGCCUAGCAGCGGCGUUUGGGAGGAGCCCAGGGGCGAAGACAGAGAGCGCCAAGGCAGAGGGGGGAAAGGGCGGGGCAGGGCAGUCGGGGGGGGUGGGCAGCGGCACGAAGCGCAUUGUGAAGGCGCUGUUCCGCUCGCUCUCCUCCCUCGCCUCUGACUACCGCCGCGGCCGCCUCUCCUCGCUGGGGCUGGCCGGGGGCACUGCAGGCGCGGAGGGGGAGGGCGCGGGGAAGAAGGCGGGCGCGUGGGGCGACUGGGGCAGCGCCAGUGGCAGUGGCGGGGCGAGUGGGGCGAAGGCGGCGAGUAAGGGAUCCGGGGCGGGCAGAGUGAAGGAGUGGAGCAGCGCGGCAGAUGCUCGUGUGCCAGGGCGAGCCAGCUUUAGCAGCAGCAGCAGCAGCAGCAGCAGCGCAUGGGAUGGUAACGCCAGGGGGAACGGCAGCAACAUGCAGAAAAGCAUAAGCAGCAAUCACUGGCACGUUGCUCAGCCCCAAGGCGAGGGUGUGAGUGCUGGGUCCAGCGACGCGAGUGGCGGUACUAGCAGCAGCACCUUUGGUGGCAGUGCUAGCGAUGGCAACACCAGUGGUGGCAGCGCGAGUGUGAAGGCCGUUGGUGAGGUUCAGAGCACAGCGGGCAGCAGAGACAGUGGUGGCGCGAACACAGCUGCCCCUCGAUCGCCCGUCCUUUGUGCUCCCUCUCGUGCCUCCGUAGGUUCCCCCUCACUUGCUCCCUUGCACAGCGCUCCACAUGCCACGGCACAUGCUGCAGCCCCUGCCAUGUCCCUUGAUGACCGUGUCCCUACUGAGCCUGUCCUCACUGAGCCUGUCGCCGUGAUCCUCCCCAGCAACGAUUGCACUGGCUCUGCUCCUGGCGCUGGUGGUGCCGAUGCCGGUGCUGCUAUCGCCACGGACAAACUUGCUGCUGCUGUGUCAAGUCAAGGAGCAAUGGAGGUUGUCGCAGCACCAGCAGCAGAAGCAGCAGGCGAGUCACAAUCAGAAGGAGGGCGAGUGGAAGGCGCAGUGCAGGUGGCAGCAGGGGCAGGAGAGAGCGCCUUGCAUGGAAGUGCAGAGGCGUGUGCGGUGGAGCCAGGCGGCAGCACAGGGGUCGAGAGCGGUGGAGCAGUGGCGAGUGAAGGACAAGGGGACGCGAAGGGCAGCAAUGGCAGCAAUGACAGGAUUGGCAGCAGCACAGACACAGGGGAUGGAAGUACAGUGGCAGCUUCUGGCAGCACACUCAUGCCUAAACCCGAAGCCACAUCCACACCCAUGGCCGCACCCACACCGACUACCAGUCCCGAGCCCUCACACACGCCACUAGCUGUUGCUCUGGCUGGUGCCGUUCAGCAAACCGCCAGUGAGCCAUCGACUGAGCAGAGAGAGGAGGGUGGAGAGAGAGAGACGGGUGGCAGUGUGAGUGGCGAAGUGCAGGCAGAGAGCAAGGGCAGGGGGGGCGGUGCAGGCAGUGCAGCGGAGAACAGCAGGGAAUUCGUCCCCGUGGGAGUGCAGGCGCGCUUAGAGGCAACCGCAGCAGUCCCUCCAGGACCUUUGAGAGUGCACGUGCCCGUCCCAGAUGGCAGUGCUGUAGCAGGCAGUGCUGUAGCCGGCACUGCUGUAGCAGGCUGCACAGCAGCUUCAAAACCGGGAGCAGCAGCAGUAGCAGUGGUUCCCCCAGGGGUGUCGUGUGUGGGGGAUGCAGAGUCCAGCCUGAAGCAGCUGCUGCACCCGCUGCGCCUCUCCCCCCGCCGCUCCAUGCGCCGCUCCCUCAGCAGCAGCAGCAGUGGCAGCAGCAGCCGCAAUGGCGAGCUCCGCAAGGAGAGGAGGGGCGAGCUAAUGGGCGGGCAGGGGCAGGAGAAUGGGGGAGGCGGGGGCGGGUCGGAGCAGGUGGUGCAGGCAUGUGUGGCAGCGCCGUUCAAGUGGCGACCGCUCAAGGGCAGUGUGAGAGGCAGGCUGGGGUCCGGCAGGGCUGCUGCUCACGUGGCUCCUCAUCUCCACCACUGA
Molecule: messenger RNA, 3621 nt
Organism: Closterium sp. Yama58-4
Lineage: Eukaryota; Viridiplantae; Streptophyta; Zygnematophyceae; Desmidiales; Closteriaceae
Source: the annotation of a GenBank genome assembly